Molecule: messenger RNA, 1611 nt
Organism: Plasmodium cynomolgi strain B
Lineage: Eukaryota; Apicomplexa; Aconoidasida; Haemosporida; Plasmodiidae
Product: GTP binding protein
Exons: 1
Biological process (GO): endoplasmic reticulum membrane fusion
Cellular component (GO): endoplasmic reticulum
Molecular function (GO): GTPase activity; GTP binding
Source: RefSeq, a predicted model, not a curated record
AUGCAGAUGGAUAGAAAAACGCAAAUCAUCGACUACGAUGGAAACAUCAUGGAGGAUCUAAAAGAAUGGAUGAUUAGGAAUAAGCUAGCUAAUCUUGGGUUCAACUAUAACGUGAUAGCAAUAUUGGGAAGCCAGAGUAGUGGGAAAAGUACUCUCCUGAAUAAUUUAUUUAAAACAUCAUUCGAUGUAAUGAACACAAAACUGGGUCAUAGUCAGACAACCCAGGGGUUAUGGUUAAGUUUCGAUACAUUUGAGGAUACUUCGGUUACCCCUUCCGAGCAGGGCAGUACCACCAAUCGAGUGAACCCCACACUGAUUUUAGAUGUUGAGGGAAACGAUUCUAAAGAAAGAGGAGACAAUCGCCUAACCUUUGAGCACAGAUCAGCACUGUUUUCUUUGGCACUGGCAGAUUGCGUAAUUGUGAACCUGUGGUACCACUCGUUAGGGAAUUUCACAGCAUCGAAUUAUGGAUUGUUAAAAACAGUGAUGGAAGUGAAUCUGGAGUUGUUUCAACAGGAUAAAAAUUGUCCAAAAACGAUUUUGCUAUUCACAGUGAGAGACUGGUUCGAAGAGUUCGCAUCCAUAGACAUUGUGAAAAAUAAAAUUGAAGAGGAAUAUUUAAACAAAAUAUGGACUGAAAUGAAAAAACCACCAGAUGCAGAAAAGGUAAAUAUAAAUAACUACUUCAUCGUUGAAGUGGUAGGAUUAUCUCAUGGAAUUAUAAAAAAGGAAGAGUUUUUAAAAGAUGUACAAAAUUUAAGGAUGAAAUGGAUUAAUCAUUUGAGACCUCAACACUAUUCGAGGAAUAUCCCUUCUGAUGGUUUCGCUCAUUAUUGCAAUAAUAUUUGGAAUACCAUCGUGAAGCAAUCCCAAUUAGACAUUCCAUCACAGAAGGAAAUGUUAGCUACCUUUCGAUGUCAAGAAAUUAAAAAUAGCGUCAUUAGUAACACUUCCAAAAUGAUAAAGGAGAAAUUAGCUGCAUCAUCCACGCAGCAUGGUAAUAUCAACAUUGAUGAGUUUAAAUCGUGGGCUGAAAAAGACAUAGUAGAAAAAAGCCUCGAUGAAUACUUUGUGGAUGCAUCUAGGUAUACAGAAAGCAUAUGCCUAAAGACAUCAGAGGAGUUGCUGGAGAGUCUGUUCAUACAACUACAAAGCAUUGUGGAUAAUAAUUUAAAUUUUACGCAGAGGGUACUGUCCGCCAAAUUUGCAAACGAGCUGAACACCAUGUACAGUGUGUGCACAUCGGAUAAGAACGUGUUCCUUUUCAGCAAAGAGUCCAAUCUGCAAGUACGUAAAGAUGGCAAGGGAGGUACUUCUUCUCCCAAGGAGGAUAAGAAGGAUAAGAUGGAUAAAAAUAAUAGUCAGGAUAAAUGCAUUCGGUUAUGGUCCAGUUUUCUGUUCAAUGCGGAUAAGCUUGAGUACAACACUUUGUAUAACUUCUUUGAGGAUUAUGAAAAAUGCAACAUUGAAAUUAAAAAGAGAAAUAAAAUCCACGAAUUUAAUUAUAAACCCUCCUUGAGCAUCCUCUCUACCGCUAUUUGCAAAGACCUGAACAGAAUUCGAAAUGCGCAGUUCACUGUCCUACUGGACCGUACCAGGGCCACUAUCAAA